GCCCCGCGCCCGCCUCAGACCUCUCUGGGACCCGCCGGCCUGGCGUCCUGGCCCGCCCGAGCCCCACGGUCCCUCGGGUCCUAACCUCGGCGGGGCAGGCACCUCCUCAGGAAGCCCCAGAGCAGGCUGUCGUUGUAUAGGUGGCCCAGGCUGGCGGCCCCUGACCGAAGGUCGCGUCGGGUCAGUGUGCAGCCCGUGGCUGAGAGGCGGCUGCUGAGGGGCCGGGCGGGCUAGGGGCCGGCUAGCCGCCGUUCGCCCCUGCUUUGCAUAUUCAUGAAGUCUAGCGAGGCCGGUCGCCCCGGCUAGCCGUGGACGGGUCAUGAAUUAUUCAUGAGGAAGCCUCUGGUCCCGCCCAGAAAGGCCUCGUUGACUAUUCAUGAGCCGAGGAGCCGGUUUGGGCCGGAAAAGGCCGUUGACCCCCGGUGGGAGGGAAGCGUCGACGAGCUGAGGUUGGACUUGUUGAAAUAAUCCUGAUACAUUCCUACAAUGGCCACUGCUCAGCUUUCUCACUGCAUCACAAUACACAAGGCAUCUAAGGAAACAGUUUUCCCAUCCCAAAUCACUAAUGAGCAUGAGUCACUGAAAAUGGUGAAGAAACUUUUUGCUACUUCCAUCUCAUGUAUAACAUACCUAAGGGGCCUGUUUCCAGAGAGCUCUUAUGGAGAACGCCAUUUGGAUGACCUCAGUUUAAAAAUCCUCCGAGAAGAUAAAAAAUGUCCCGGGUCACUGCAUAUUAUCAGAUGGAUUCAAGGUUGUUUUGAUGCUUUGGAAAAGAGAUACCUACGUAUGGCAGUACUGACACUUUACACAGAUCCCAUGGGAUCUGAGAAAGUGACUGAGAUGUACCAGUUCAAAUUCAAAUACAGGAAAGAAGGAGCCACUAUGGAUUUUGACAGUCAUAGCAGCAGUACAAGCUUUGAAAGUGGAACAAACAAUGAAGAUAUUAAGAAAGCCAGUGUUCUACUGAUCCGUAAAUUGUAUAUACUGAUGCAGGACCUUGAGCCACUUCCUAAUAAUGUUGUACUUACUAUGAAACUCCACUACUAUAAUGCAGUGACCCCACAUGAUUACCAACCCCUCGGUUUUAAAGAAGGGGUAAAUUCACACUUCCUGCUGUUUGACAAGGAGCCUAUCAACGUGCAAGUGGGAUUUGUCUCCACUGGCUUUCAUAGCAUGAAAGUAAAAGUCAUGACAGAGGCUACAAAAGUGAUUGAUUUGGAGAACAAUCUGUUUCGGGAGAACAGCACUACUGAGAUCGCCCAUCAGGGUCUAGACUGUGAUGAGGAAGAAGAAUGCAAUGACCAUAUUCAAAGAAUGAAUUUUGUGUGCAGUCAGCAAAGUUCUGAGUGCUCCAGGAAGAAGAGGAAGUAAUUUCAGGGCACCAUCUUCUCCUGCCUGGAUUACUGCAGCAGCCUCCAGACCACAAAAUUUUCUCUGCAGUUCAAGUACAUUUCAUUUACCAUCUUGCAGAUGGUAAGACAUGUUUACAAGUCAGCUGGCUUCUGAAUGUGUCUUCUGGGCAUUGAAUUCCCUCAACUACUUUCAUCUUACAGCUUCAGCCACUACCCCUAGCACGGUUAUCUCUUGCAGUUACUGGUGUAACUUUCGAUGGCACUAUGAAGUCCCCAUUGGCACCUGUUUGUGCCUCUCGGCCAAACCCCUGCUAAGGGGGUGACAGGGGCAGCAUGCUCCAGUAAGGUUGAAGCACUCUUCUCAUGGAGGCUCACCCAAGAGGGAAAGAAAAGCAGAAGGAAAUGAGGGAAGGAAAGGUGGAGGCUAGAAAGACACUUUGGAAACUGUGAAAGUGGCCCUGAGCUCACAUGAAAUGCAAGCCAGCAAAAGUGUUGAGAUUGGAAACUUUAAUGUGGCCCUUUUGAGAGAACAGCUGUAGCACUGCAAUUUCCUAGAAAUCUGGAUGGACACAUUUAAAGAGAGUGAAGCACUGAAUGGAAAUAACUAGAAAAGACGCUUCCUCCUGAGCUCUGAAUGUCCUAUCGUGGAGGAGUUACAAGAAAGAGCAAAGCUAAUAGCCAACUGAAAACCCACAUGUUGUACAUUUAAGGUGAUAGCUGGGAACCCAGAUUCUAUUUUUAGUCAAAAAAGUGGGGGGAACAUGCAUGAAUUGCUAUGAGCAAGAAAGGCCAGCAAGGAAAGAGAGAGAAACAAGGGAGGAGAGGCCAGUGCCAGCUUUCAGGACUGACAUUAUGGUGAUUUUUCUUUCCCUGCUCUGAGAAGUUGAUCUGGUGGUCCUAAGUUCCUGGCAUUGGGCAAUUUUCCAAAAGUUUGGGGAAGUUACUCAUGAAGAAGAAGCCAACUCCAGACAGCUCGUCGGGAAAUGUGGAGAGUCAGUGCCUGGGUGGUUUUCAUACUAAUCCAGGAUUUAUUAAAGCUCAGAAAGCAAGCAGCAGAGAAGGUUUUUAUAAUGAGACAUUUUGCAAAUAGAGUCAUCAGCAUUUUUUGAUAGAAAAGAAAGUUUCUCUCUGAAACUUUCUGAAGGAGGUGGCUGGCUUGGGAGGAUGGGAAGAGGAGGGGGGCUCCUUCUAUGAGUGCUGUGGCAGGUGGGGGACUCCAGCAGUGGGAGACUCAUUCCUUUCUCAGUCCCCUCCCCUUCAGGGUACAAAGUUUUUAUUUGCAGUUGGGAGGAAUUAGAGUCAAUGAUCUAAUAGAGCUAACUUUUUCCUCUCAAUAUGGUAUGAUGUGGCAUUGGUAGCUCUGCCAGAUACUGAUGCUACCAAGGGAACUUCAGUGCAGGUGGACUUCACGUUAUUACAUUGACUUAUUCUUCCAAAGUUACAUAGAAACUAAAUUGUUUUAAAUCUACACAAGUAGUUAAAGAAGCCCUACUGGAAAUCUUUUGUAAAUCUAAAUAUGCAUCUGAAAGGCGAGUAAACACUUCCAAAAAUAUUUUGCUUGUAGCUCUGAAUUUUGAUUUGUGUCCUUUGCUGCCGGAACAUUCAAGAUGUAUAAAUGUUGUGGUGUAGAUUAAUCAUCUGCCCAUACCCACCUUGAUUUUCCAGAAUUUUAUAUUAAGCAGAUUGGUUUCCCAUCAUGUAAAAAAAAAAAAUCCAAUAAUUCUGCAGCUUCUUUGGGACUUUAUAAUUUUUUACUUAAAACAACAACCAAAAAAUUUUGUUAUUUCCAAACACACUAGAAGACCACAUCCAUCUAGCCCUUGAGCACAGCAUUGGCCAAAGUUUGAAUGAGGGGCUAGGCCCUGAGCAUAAGUUGAUGCUGAUUGUCAGUGGUCAACUCAAUGUACAUACCUUCUUGGGAAUGGGUUCUGUGCAAGGCACUGGCUGGGUCCGAUGAAAGGAAGUCCUGAACUGUUCAGACAGCCCAUCUGAUGCAGCAGCAAUAAGCCCUGAAGAGGAAUAGGGUUAACAAAUACCAACAGUUUAACGCAUACCUCAGAGCAGAGAGAGAGGUCUAGCAUGGUGAGGGAAAGUUUCAAGGAGGGAGUGAAUUUUGAGCUGGAUCUUGAGGGGAGGUCAGGGUUUGUAUACAUAGAGUCAGGCAGGAAGAGCAUCUCCUACUAAGAGGAACAGAGGAGUGACUGCUCAGAGGUGUGAGGAUUGAAGGGGGUUUGGUGAUAGAAAAUGGACCAGUGUGGCAGGAUUUCCAUAAAGGAAAUCCUGGAAAAGUUUCAGAACAAAUUUUGAAUUAAGGGUUUGCAAACACUUAUGCGAAAACAAUAAUUGCUAAGAGUCAAGCAUGGGUGCACUAAGAACUAGUCACUUCCUGUUUUUUAUAAGGUUACUAGACUGUUAAACUAGAGGAUGUUGUCCAAGGGAUUCUUGUGAUUGGCUGGAAUUUGGUCUUUUUCUAAUGUAAAGUUUUAUUGUUCUGUGUAAGAGUAGAACUCAACUGUGUUGAGUUCCAUUAUGCCACUCCUUGCAGCAAGGUAUCUGACAUAGGCUCUGUGACAUUCUUGGUAGGGCUGUGGUCUGUGUAAGUCAACAUUCAUCCCCAGAGGUGAUGGAUCAAUGGCAGGAUAGAGGAUGGUUUCCGUACUAUAACAGGGCUUGAUGUUUGGCCCAUUUCAUUUUUCCAUCUUCAUUAUUGUUUGCCAAUGACAUAAGGAAACAUACAGGCACACAGGUUACAUUAUCAGAGUUCCAGAUAAUAUGAAACUGGAAGAGAUAAAUAAACGUAUUCAUUGGUAUAUCAAAAAAGAUCUUCUGAGGCUAAAAUGAUAGACUGAAAAAAGCAGCUGAAAUACAAUAGUUAUAAAUGCAAAAUACUGUAUCUAGGGUCAAAAAAUCAACUUCUCGAAAAGCAGAUGGAGAAAUAUGUCUUAACCACACUUGAUGUGAAAAGAGACCGAGGCCUUUUAGUUUACCACAAUAUGACCUAACAGUGUAAUGCACUUGGCAAAAGAAGGCUAUAUUUAGU
Molecule: messenger RNA, 4392 nt
Organism: Pan troglodytes (chimpanzee)
Lineage: Eukaryota; Metazoa; Chordata; Mammalia; Primates; Hominidae
Gene: HORMAD2
Product: HORMA domain containing 2
Exons: 12
Coding region: 487-1371 (294 amino acids)
Source: RefSeq, a predicted model, not a curated record